AUGUCGUCUCAUGCGUCUACUCCUCGUCCACUUAUUCGCACUGAAUUUCCAUAUGCUGUGGAGAAACUAACGCAAAUUACGGUGCCACUUCGAGAUGGCGUUAAAUUGGCCGGAACAAUUUGGCUACCCAAAAAUGAAACUAUGGAAUCAACUGUUGAUACGAAGUUUCCGGCGAUACUUGAAUAUUUACCAUACAGAAAAGCGGACGGGACAUCGAUUCGUGAUGAGAUUCGAUUGAAAUAUUUGGCUGGUUUUGGUUAUGUUUCUGUUCGAAUUGAUAUUCGAGGAUCGGGAAAUUCUGAAGGUAUAUUUGACGAUGAGUAUAGCUGCCAAGAACAAGCUGAUUGCACAGAAAUUCUGGAGUGGAUUGCAGAACAAACAUGGUCAAAUGGAAAGAUUGUCAUGUUCGGAAAAUCUUGGGGCGGUUUCAAUGGACUUCAGAUGGCCGCACUUCAACCAAAAUAUUUAGCUGGUGUUAUUUCAGCUUAUUCGACAGAUGAUCGUUACAGCGAUGAUAUUCACUACUGCGGAGGUUGUAUACCGGCUAGCGAAGCAUUGUCAUGGUCGACUCAAAUGCUUUUGUCGUUAGCAUGUCCACCACAUCCUGAAUAUCAAGGUGGAAUAGAAGCAAAAAGCGAUCUUUUCGCAGUUUGGAAAGACCGUUUGGAUAAUCUUGUACCAUUAGACACAUACUGGUUCAAGCAUCAAACUCGGAAUUCCUAUUGGCGUCACGGAAGUAUUUGUGAAAAUUACUCCAAAAUCGAAUGCCCAGUGCUACUAAUUGGUGGAUUUGCCGAUCUUUACACUGAUCCUGUCUUUCGCAUGAUGCACAAACUCAAGUGUCAGAAACGAGCCAUCUUGGGACCAUGGGGACAUCAGUGGCCUGAUCAGGCUUUUCCCGGGCCACAAAUUGGCAUUUUACAAGAAUUUGUCAGAUGGUUGGAUCACUUUAUUAAAGGAAUUCAAAAUGGCGUGGAAAAUGAACCGGAGAUGUCUGUUUAUCAGUUACAUCCAAAUUCAUCUGAACUCCAUUCGAUUGUGCCAACUAGAAAAGGAGAAUGGAUUCACAUCGACCACAUGCCCAGUUAUCCAAUUGAACACGAUCAAAGAAACGGCCUCGCCGAAAAUCAUGACAAUGUGUUGGAAGACGAGAAAUUGAAAUAUUACUUAUCUGGCUCAUGUCUCAAAAGUGAACCAAUACUUGAUAGUGUCUCACCAGCGAAAGUUUCCCUAUGCUCUCCACAACAAACCGGUACAGCAAGUGGCAAUUGGCUUGGCUGGGGUUUUUUGAAACAUCCAGAUCAUUCUUUGGAUCAACGGAUAGAUGACGGACGAUCACUUUGUUUUGACUCAUCACCACUUCUUGAUGAUUUAGAAUUAUUCGGUUUUCCCAGUGUCCAACUAAGUUUAAGUUCAAAUCAACCGAAUGCUUUACUUUGUGUUCGUCUUUGUGCUAUUGAACCAGAAACUUGUGCUUCCAUUCUCGUCGCCCGAGGCAUUCUUAAUUUGACUCAUUUCAAUUCUCAUGAACAUCCGGAAGAACUGGAAAUCAAUAAAAUCUACAACAUUGAUGUAACUCUGUCUGGCGUAUGUGUUCGUCUCUCAGCUGGUUAUCGUCUCCGUCUGGCCGUAUCCACAGCGUAUUGGCCCUUUGUCUGGCCUUCUCCUCAGUCAGCUACAGUAACAAUUCAUUUGAAUCGGUCUUCUCCAUCUGUACUUAUCUUACCUCGUUUAGCUCAUAAAUGCUCUUCGAAACCUGACUUUGACUUGCCUGAAAUAGCUCCUGGUCUUAAAGUGAUCACAAUUCGUGACGAUUCCAUUAGUAGCAUUCGUACGUUUGAUGAAAUCAAUGAAAUAAGUACAUUAAAAAUCACUAAAGAUAAUGGUUGCAUUUUAUAUCCAGAUGGUCACCUAUUUGAUGAAACAUCAGAAUCGGUCUAUGAAAUCAAUGAAUAUGGACCACAAACAGCUCGGGUUCAAAUUCAAAGAAAUGCCAAGUAUUACUUUUCCGACAAUUCGUCGAUUAAAGUCGAC
Messenger RNA from Rotaria sordida, 2034 nucleotides. The record is from the annotation of a GenBank genome assembly. Lineage: Eukaryota; Metazoa; Rotifera; Eurotatoria; Philodinida; Philodinidae.